Messenger RNA from Coffea eugenioides, 489 nucleotides. RefSeq lists its product as uncharacterized. Lineage: Eukaryota; Viridiplantae; Streptophyta; Magnoliopsida; Gentianales; Rubiaceae. Gene Ontology annotation, biological process: cytokinin biosynthetic process. Bases 1 to 489 code for a protein of 162 amino acids. The transcript has 2 exons. The record is from RefSeq and is a predicted model, not a curated record.
AUGGACGACCCUUCUGAAAAUAUUGGAGGCAGAGAAGAAUGUAACAGCAGUGAAUCUGGAUGGACUAUGUACAUUGCUUCACCCGUCCAUGAAAACAAUCCUGAAAAUGAUGACGACGAUGACGAUGACGACGAUUACACUGAAAGGAAAGGCUACAAGGAUUACCCAAGUGAUGAUGGUGGCGAUCCCGCAAGUGAUGAUUCAAUGGCUUCUGAUGCCUCUUCUGGUCCAAGUCAUCAAGGAGGACCAUGUAGAACCAAGGAGGGAAGCCAUCGCAGGGAUGAUAUUGCACAUGCUGAGGGUAAAGUCAACAGAAGAUCCUCAGGCAAGAAACAUGACAAACAGGUAGAGAGAAAACAAUAUCCUGCUGAUAUAAAAGCAGCGAAGAAAGAGCAGGGCCAUAAGGCAAAGAAUGCAACUGAGAACCUUCAAGUAAAGGCGUCUAAUGGAGGAAAUCUCAGCUAUCAAUUUGCCAUACCUGAUACUUAG